GCAGGCAAACACAGUGACACCUUCUCCGCCACUGUCCUAUCGGGGCGCACUGAGCCACCUGCCUCUGCCUUGAACGACCCGCAAGUUGCGUGGGCUAAGGAGUAUUCAAACCGUGAGCGCAAGAAGCUGGCAGAGAGAGUCGAAGCUGCCCGCAGAGGAAGCCACUAGUGCAAUGAAGGUGUAGAAUGGAUAUCGGAUCACUGACUUCCACUCAGCUGGCCUACGGUGCUGCGGCUGUGGGUGCCACCAGCUGCACAGCCUAUCUUCUCUAUAAAGGUGUCCGCUCCUGCUUGCGAUCUGACGCACAGCGCCUACGGGAGGAUGAGCUGUGUUUGCAAGACGGUGCUAUCUUCCUCAACCAUGGUUCGUUUGGUACUGUGCCAAGAAGUAUUGUAGCCAUGCAGCAGGAGCUUCGAAAGGAAAUGGAGCAGCACCCAGACAGGUGGUUCCGACGGCUUGCACGUCAGUACUUCUCAGAGAACUCUGCUGCUGCCGCUGAGCUAAUCAAGGCACCUACAGACUGUGUGGCCAUCGUGGACAAUGCAACAACGGGAAUCAACGCUGUCCUUAACUCGAUCCCGCUGAGCGGUGACGACGAAGUAAUGACCACGGAUUGGACGUACCAACCCGUGAAGAACACCGUCGAUUGCGUUUGCGAGAGGCGCGGCAUCAAGCCGUUUUGCAUGUGCCUGGACUUCCCUGUGGUGAGCGAGGAUGCACUUGUGAAGCAGUUUAAGGAGGGGCUCGCUGAGCAUCCCAAUGUUCGAGUGUGUAUUCUAGAUCACAUAACCAGUCCAUCUGCCGUGCUCAUGCCUAUUAAGCGGCUGUCUGCGAUAUGUCAUAGCCGAAAUGUUCGUGUGCUGGUGGACGGUGCACACUCGCCUGGUCAGAUCGACCUGAACAUGUCCGACUUGCCUCAUGUGGACUACUAUACCGGCAACCUGCACAAGUGGUGCUUUGCGCCCCGCGGCUGCGCCCUGUUGUAUGCGAAACGUGAGCUGAAGGAGGAGAUCCUGCCAGCCGUCAUAUCCUGGUGGUGGAGGAAGCCGUUCGUUGAGCGGUUUAAUUUCCUUGCAACUAGAGACCAGACACAGUUGUUCUCGGUCAGAGAGGCGCUCAGCUUUAUCCAGAACAAACUAGGUGGACAGCAAGCCAUGGUCAAACACAACUCUGAGCUAGCAUCGUCUGCAGCUGACAUGCUGGCUAGAGUGUGGAGCACGGAGCGCUUGCCCAUUCCCCAUCACCUGGAAGCGCCCAACAUGAAACUUAUCAGGCUGCCUCUCGAAGGCCUCAUUGAAAGCGCAGAGGACCUCAUGAUGGAAAUCUAUGACCGCUUCAAUAUCAUGGUGUGCACGUUUGGAAUCAAGGGUGUGCCGUACUGCCGCAUCUCAGCCAAUGUCUACAACGAGUUCUGGGAAUACGAACGGCUUGGAGAGGCUGUGCUGCAGCUGCGCACUGAGAAGAUGUGUCAGAUGAACGCGGAGAAGUAGAGGAAGAGAGGAAAACACCAAAUGAGAGCGAGGCUGGUUGUGUAUGUGCGUGUGUUCGUGUCAUUCGUGUACGUCUGUGCAUGCCUGUGUGCAUAUGUGGUGCAUGCAUGUGUGCAUGUUACACGAGGGUAUGCUGUCCAGUGCCUGUGUUCACAACACUAGGAUGGGUUGUUUGUCCCAUUGUCAUUUGUCAUGCAAUAGGCUAGUACUACGACUAGUUCAACAUGCAUUCUCCUUUCCACAAUCGUCAAGACCAAGAUAUUUUAUGCCGUGCCUGGCAUUGCAUUGGCAACAGUUGUACUUCACUGCCUCAUGCACUCUGCCAGGGAAAACAAUAACUCAAGUCUCUGACCUCUUACAUAUGUACAAACAUCAUUGUCUACUAAAAUAGUUGUUUUCGCACCCAACAUACUCGUGAUGAUUUAGGGAAAUAGUGUUCCAGUUACUCGUAGUUGCACGGAGUUUCACACAAUUAUAAGUUCUAGUUUGUUGUAGCUUCACAGAUUUCUAAGACACCUCAGUUCUAGCUUAGUACGAAGAAGUUCUUCCAAUAUAUUUUUGAAAGAAUAGGACUUCCUUUUUCAGUACUUCGAAGUAACUGUUACCUGAAAUUUGUUUGCCAUGUUUUAAUGCUAUUGCUUUAGCUCCGUGAUGCCCUCAGUUCCACAGAA
Messenger RNA from Sycon ciliatum, 2161 nucleotides. RefSeq lists its product as uncharacterized. NCBI's taxonomy places the organism in Eukaryota, Metazoa, Porifera, Calcarea, Leucosolenida, Sycettidae. The record is from RefSeq and is a predicted model, not a curated record. The transcript has 5 exons. The coding region runs from base 186 to 1490 and encodes 434 amino acids.